AUGAGCUCGCCUGAUUAUACAUGGGACGUUAUACCCACAUACUACUGGUGCUACGUCGAGGUUGGCGCAGGCAUAGUAUGCUCAUCUGUCCCAGCACUUCGGCCGUUGGCCAGUCGGUACAUGCGGUCCGUGUUGACGAGGAGCCGUGGUGCGGUCGUCGGGUCAGAAGAGAAUGCUCCAGAGAUGCCGUACUCGAGCGUCCUCAGCAUGAAUAGGAAACGCCGGGCUACGCGUGACGAGCUUCAUGAACUCAAUAUCCAAGAUGGUAUCUCGAUCUUACACAGCUCAAAACAGGAGGUAACCGUGGUUCGGGAUGACGAGGAAAGGCUUUGGCCCACCGGGGAGUCUCGCAAGGAGCUGGAGCUACAUCCGCAAUCUACGUACGCCUCAAGCAACGGUGCACUUGGGACGGAUGAUGGUAGUUCGAGCACUUUGGGUGUGGGUGGAGCGUUUGACAAGUAG
This is a messenger RNA of Diaporthe batatas, 462 nucleotides long. RefSeq lists its product as uncharacterized. NCBI's taxonomy places the organism in Eukaryota, Fungi, Ascomycota, Sordariomycetes, Diaporthales, Diaporthaceae. The record is from RefSeq and is a predicted model, not a curated record. The coding region runs from base 1 to 462 and encodes 153 amino acids. The transcript has a single exon.